This is a messenger RNA of Caenorhabditis briggsae, 3231 nucleotides long. It is a transcript of the gene Cbr-tag-76, whose product is annotated as Protein CBR-TAG-76. Gene Ontology annotation, molecular function: protein binding; RNA binding. Bases 1 to 3231 code for a protein of 1076 amino acids. The record is from RefSeq and is a predicted model, not a curated record. The transcript has 7 exons. Lineage: Eukaryota; Metazoa; Nematoda; Chromadorea; Rhabditida; Rhabditidae.
AUGUCGAGAAGGAAUGCGACGAGUUUUGUAGAUAACACUCUGACUAGUUCAGAGUACGCCCCUGUUACAGGGAUCUCAGGCUCCGGUUCAAUGUCUCCACCGAUUACAUCUCGUCCUGCUUCUGGACAAGCAUCACCGCUCUCGACGAAUGGAUCACUGUCUCCACCUGCAUAUGCUGAUGAAAAUGGAUCUGUCGUGUACAAUGCGGACUCUCCAAGAGAUUUGAGUCCUCUUCUUCUUUCGGAGCUUGCUUGUUUGAACAUGCGUGAAGUCGUUGCUAGACCUGGACUCGGAACUAUCGGUCGUCAAAUUCCGGUCAAAUCCAACUUCUUCGCUGUGGAUUUGAAGAAUCCAAAAAUGGUUGUGAUUCAAUAUCACGUCGAAGUGCAUCAUCCUGGAUGCAGAAAACUGGACAAAGAUGAGAUGCGCAUCAUUUUCUGGAAAGCUGUCUCCGAUCACCCCCAAAUCUUCCAUAACAAGUAUGCAUUGGCUUACGACGGUGCUCAUCAACUCUACACGGUCUCUCGUCUGGAAUUCUCUGAAGCAACUGUUCGUUUGGAUUGUGAAGCCAGUCUUCCCAAGGAUAAUCGUGAUCGUACCCGUUGCGCCAUCUCCAUCCAAAACGUCGGACCUGUUCUUCUGGAAAUGCAGCGCACUCGUACCAACAAUCUGGAUGGACGUGUUCUCACUCCGAUCCAAAUUCUGGAUAUCAUUUGCCGCCAAUCGUUGACAUGUCCUCUUCUGAAGAACUCGGCCAACUUCUACACCUGGAAAUCGUCUUGCUACCGUAUCCCAACUGCUGCUGGACAGGCUCUUGAUCUGGAAGGAGGAAAAGAAAUGUGGACUGGAUUCUUCUCAAGUGCUCACAUUGCAAGCAACUUCCGUCCACUUUUGAAUAUUGAUGUGGCUCACACUGCAUUCUACAAAACUCGGAUCACUGUUCUCCAGUUUAUGUGUGAUGUGCUUAACGAGAGAACUUCAAAGCCAAACCGUAACAAUCAACGUGGACCUGGAGGACCAGGUGGACCGGGAGGAUAUCGUGGAGGACGUGGUGGUGCAAGAGGAGGAGGUUACAAUAACUUUGGAAAUCGUGGAGGACCACCAACCAACCCAAGAGAUGACUUCGGAGGAAACGGACUCACUUUCACCAUGGAUACUUUGAGCCGUGAUACUCAACUGUCAAGUUUCGAAUCGAGAAUCUUUGGAGAUUCGAUUCGUGGAAUGAAAAUUCGUGCCACUCACCGUCCAAACGCCAUCCGUGUCUACAAAGUGAAUAGUCUUCAAUUGCCAGCUGAUAAACUCAUGUUCCAAGGAGUCGAUGAACAUGGAACAAAUGUUGUCUGCUCUGUUGCCGACUACUUUUCCGAGAAGUACGGUCCACUCAAGUUCCCCAAGUUGCCAUGCCUUCAUGUUGGACCACCCACACGUAACAUCUUCUUGCCAAUGGAACAUUGUCUCAUUGACUCUCCACAGAAGUACAACAAGAAGAUGACCGAGAAGCAGACUAGUGCCAUCAUCAAGGUAACAAAAAAUCUUUUCUUAGAAAAAAGGCUCUCAUAUUUAAAUAAUGUAAAUUUCAGGGCUGCCGCUGUCGAUGCCACUCAGCGUGAGGAAAGAAUCAAGCAAUUGGCUGCUCAGGCCUCAUUCUCUUCUGAUCCAUUUCUCCGAGAAUUCGGUGUUGCCGUGUCUUCCCAAAUGAUUGAGACCACUGCUCGUGUCAUUCAACCACCACCAAUCAUGUUCGGAGGAAACAACCGUUCUGUGAAUCCAGUGGUCUUCCCGAAGGACGGAUCCUGGUCGAUGGACCAUCAGACACUCUACAUGCCUGCCACUUGCCGUAGCUAUUCGAUGAUUGCACUUGUUGAUCCCCGUGAUCAGAGUAAUCUCCAAACAUUCUGUCAGUCUUUGACCAUGAAGGCAACUGCUAUGGGAAUGAACUUCCCUCGUUGGCCAGAUCUUGUCAAAUACGGAAGAACCAAGGAGGAUGUCUGCACUCUUUUCACCGAGAUUGCUGAUGAAUAUCGUGUGACUAGCACUGUUUGUGACUGCAUUAUUGUCGUUCUUCAGGCUAAGAACUCGGACAUCUACAUGACCGUCAAGGAGCAAUCUGACAUUGUCCAUGGAAUAAUGUCUCAAUGUGUUCUCAUGAAGAAUGUCAGUCGUCCAACACCAGCAACAUGUGCCAACAUUGUUUUGAAGCUGAACAUGAAAAUGGGAGGAAUCAACAGUCGUAUUGUUGCCGAUCAGAUCACCAAUAAGUAUCUCGUGGACCAGCCAACUAUGGUUGUCGGAAUUGAUGUCACCCAUCCAACUCAAGCUGAAAUGCGCAUGAAUAUGCCAUCUGUUGCUGCGAUCGUUGCCAACGUGGAUCUCCUUCCUCAAUCGUACGGAGCCAAUGUGAAGGUUCAGAAAAAGUGCCGUGAGUCGGUUGUCUAUCUGCUCGAUGCUAUUCGUGAGAGAAUCAUCACUUUCUAUAGACACACCAAGCAAAAGCCAGCUCGCAUCAUCGUCUACCGGGACGGUGUCUCUGAGGGACAAUUCUCUGAAGUUCUCCGUGAAGAAAUUCAGUCGAUCCGUACCGCCUGUUUGGCUAUUGCUGAAGACUUCCGUCCACCAAUCACCUACAUUGUCGUUCAGAAGAGACAUCAUGCUCGAAUUUUCUGCAAAUUUCCGAAUGAUAUGGUUGGAAAAGCCAAGAACGUUCCACCAGGUACCACCGUCGACACUGGAAUCGUCUCUCCCGAAGGAUUCGAUUUCUACUUGUGCUCUCAUUACGGAGUGCAGGGAACUUCUCGUCCAGCCCGUUACCACGUUCUUCUCGAUGAAUGCAAAUUCACUGCUGAUGAAAUCCAGAAUAUCACCUACGGAAUGUGUCACACAUAUGGUCGUUGUACUCGCUCUGUCUCCAUCCCAACUCCUGUUUAUUAUGCGGAUUUGGUUGCUACUCGUGCUCGCUGCCAUGUCAAGAGAAAGCUCGGUCUUGCCGACAAUGUUGAUUGUGACACCAACUCGAUGUCUUCAUCUCUCGCCUCGCUGCUCAACGUAAGAUCAGGAAGUGGAAAAGGAAAGAAGUCUCAUGGAUCGACUGUUGAUGAUGAGACCUUCUCCAUCCCUGACGGCUUUCCGAUCAAAUUCUCCAGGAUUGCGUCUCUGUUGCUGGAGACUUCAAGAGUCGUAUGUACUUCAUCUGAAGAUCCACAAAAUUAUCCGAACCGAGUUUGUGUUGCUUAA